This is a messenger RNA of Hemicordylus capensis (graceful crag lizard), 828 nucleotides long. Its product is annotated as basic helix-loop-helix transcription factor scleraxis-like. Bases 89 to 601 code for a protein of 170 amino acids. Gene Ontology annotation, biological process: developmental process; regulation of transcription by RNA polymerase II. The transcript has 3 exons. Gene Ontology annotation, molecular function: RNA polymerase II transcription regulatory region sequence-specific DNA binding; DNA-binding transcription factor activity, RNA polymerase II-specific; protein dimerization activity. The record is from RefSeq and is a predicted model, not a curated record. NCBI's taxonomy places the organism in Eukaryota, Metazoa, Chordata, Lepidosauria, Squamata, Cordylidae.
UGGAGACAGCAGCGGCUGAUGCGAGCCGGAGCAAUGUGGCAGCUGCUGGGCAUAAAAGUGAUGGGGCUGAGGAGCUGCAGGGCUCAUCAUGAAGUCCAGCGGGGGUGCUGCAUCCGACCUGGAGGAGCUGGAGAGUGGCAGCAGCGAGAGCAGCUCUGGGAGAUCCCUGCCUUCCACCGGGGCCCAGGGCAAGCGCAAGCGCAAGAGCCCUCGGCUGAGUGGCCUGAGCAAGCAGAGGCAAGCUGCCAACGCUCGGGAGAGAGACCGGACACACAGUGUGAACACAGCCUUCAGUGCUCUCCGCACCCUUAUCCCAACUGAGCCUGCUGAUCGCAAGCUAUCCAAGAUCGAAACCUUGCGCCUGGCUUCAAGCUACAUCUCACACCUGGCCAACAUGCUGCUCUUACAACAGCAGCAGCAGCAGCAACAACAUAGCGAAGGGUUGGGAGCUGAACCUCUGCCGGCGAGGCAGCCCUGCUUGCAAUACCAGUCUCUCCUGCAGGGCGGCAGCCCUGCAGCAACACCCAGACCAAUCUGCACCUUCUGCCUGAGCAAUCAGAGGAAACUGCACAGAGAAAGGGAGAAACACUUGUCUCUUUAAGAGUUUUAUGGACGCUGAUUCAGAUGAGAAGCUCGCACAAAUGCUGGACUGGUUAUAGAACAGUUGUAGGCUUAUUCAAAGGGGCUUUUUGCAGCUGAAACUGAACACGGUGGGGAACGUUGCACCUGGUGUGGCAGCUAUUUUCGUGCGAGAAAUGCUAAACCUAAGCAGCCGAGCCCUGAUACUGAUGCCUCCAAAACUUAUGUCACAUGAUGGAACUUGAGCUU